UGAAAAUAUAACAUGACACCGAAGUUGCAAAUUAGCAAUAACCAUGAAACUGUUGGUGGUGUUAUCCGCCCUUGUAGCGUUGUGCGCUGGAAGCGCUACUCCUGUGGUGCCAGAUGAUAACAGCCACUAUGUCGAGGGCGAAAGCCGCUAUAUCUGGAUGCCUGAUGGCGAAGGAGUACCCCAUCUAGUAGACCUGCAGGAACCAGCUAAUCAAGCUUUCUUGCGCAACAGAAAUGGCGCCAACAAUCAGUACUGGCUCUACACCAGAUUGAAUCCCACUGACCCGCAAGUAAUUGUUCAUGGGGAUGCUGACACCAUUUCGUCUUCCAACUACGUCGCCAGUAGCCCGCUGAUGGUCCUUGUCCAUGGAUGGAACGGUGAUGGAAACAGUACCAUGAACCCUACAAUCACAGAUGCCCUUUUGGCCGUUUCUGAUGCCAACGUCAUCGUUGUGGAUUGGAGUGCUCUGGCUAGCAGUCUCUACUCUACUGCCUCCGCUGGUGUUCCCAGUGUUGGGCAAUACCUUGGAAAUUUCUUGGUGUGGCUGAUCAAUACCGCUGGAGGAGACUGGGACAAUGUUCACCUAGUCGGCCACAGUCUGGGAGCUCACGCCGUCGCCGUCGCUGGCCGCAUGGCAGGCGGGUUGGCAACCCGAGUGACUGGCCUAGACCCUGCUGGUCCACUGUGGAGAGGAAACGAUGACGCCAUAAGUAGCAAUGCUGGCACCUACGUUGAAUGUAUUCACACCGACGGAGGUAUUCUCGGCCUCUUCAACCCCAGCGGCGACGCUGAUUUCUACCCUAACGGUGGCAGAAACCCCCAGCCCGGCUGCUUGAUUAGCACCUGCUCCCACAGCCGUUCCCACCAGCUCUUCGCCUCCACUGUCCGUUACAACCAUCUGAAUGGAAGUCUAUGCGACGACAUCAACCAAGCUCAAAUUAACCAGUGCUCGGGAGCCACAUUCAAAAUGGGCAACAGUGAUCUUUCAAAACAAGGAAAUGGAAUAUACGGAUUAACGACUGGCGCCUCUUGGCCUUUCUAAGGAUUUUGACUUAAUAAUCUCGUCAAUAAAUUUUUUUUUUUUUCAAAA
Messenger RNA from Cydia strobilella, 1090 nucleotides. RefSeq names its product pancreatic triacylglycerol lipase-like. Gene Ontology annotation, biological process: lipid catabolic process. The transcript is spliced from 5 exons. The record is from RefSeq and is a predicted model, not a curated record. Bases 44 to 1042 code for a protein of 332 amino acids. Gene Ontology annotation, molecular function: lipase activity. Lineage: Eukaryota; Metazoa; Arthropoda; Insecta; Lepidoptera; Tortricidae.